Molecule: messenger RNA, 952 nt
Organism: Mycotypha africana
Lineage: Eukaryota; Fungi; Mucoromycota; Mucoromycetes; Mucorales; Mycotyphaceae
Exons: 5
Coding region: 14-772 (252 amino acids)
Source: RefSeq, a predicted model, not a curated record
GUAAUAUUAAAUUAUGUCAAAUACUCCGGUUACACCGUCUACAAGCAUCAAUAAAAAAAGGUCUUCUUUACCCUUUUCAAUUAAAAGAAAAAAGAAAAAUAGUUCUUCGCAAAUCGACUUUGAUCCUUUAUUAUUGGUGACUACAGACGUGACUCUCGGAAAAAAGAAUGAACAAUGUCAACAGCAACAUGAACAAAAGACUGUCUAUCAUUAUUUACCCUCUAAAACUGCUUCUGAAUCUCACAUAAAACUAUUAGACAAAGAAGAACAAAUCAAGUCAUUAGAGGAAGACCUGAUUAAAGUACAACGAGACCUAGACUUCACUCGACACAGAUAUCGCUUGAAAGAGAAUGAAAUGAACGCUUUUGAAAAAGAGAUAAAAGAGACGUAUGCCAAAGAAAAGAACGAGCUCGAGCUUGAAUUCAAUGUUUUCAAACAAGCACAUAUUGACAAAAUACAAACCCUCACGUGCGCCAUUGAAAAGCUAUACAAACUAAACCUACUCUAUCGAUAUCAUUUAAAAAAGAAUCAAAUUGUUAUUCAAGAGGAAGAAGAACAAGAAGCUAUAACAGCAGACGACUUCCGUCUAAGUCAUAUCAUUCCGUCAGAAGAGCCAUUUACCAGCAGCAACAACGUCCAUCUGAACAGUAAAAUGACACAGGAUAUGGAAAAAGUCUUUAAAACUGUCUUUCAACAACUUCAACCACAACAGCAACAACAAGACGCGAAAAGACGUGCUUUGUUAUGGUCCAAUCUGUUUGUAAGCGUAUAAUAUCUUUUUUUUUAUGCCUUGUCUUGGGCUACCGAUACAGCUAUCACUGAUAGAAAACGAUCUAACUCUUCCAUAGGCCACUACCAAGUUGAUCAAAGAUGAGGUAGAUCGGUUUCAUGCCUGGAAAUCUGUUCCUGUUGCUGACUUGAUAAACCUACUCCGGGCUGAUAAUAAUCCCGC